Messenger RNA from Alosa alosa (allis shad), 1004 nucleotides. Its product is annotated as fish-egg lectin-like. The record is from RefSeq and is a predicted model, not a curated record. Bases 1 to 825 code for a protein of 274 amino acids. The transcript has 5 exons. NCBI's taxonomy places the organism in Eukaryota, Metazoa, Chordata, Actinopteri, Clupeiformes, Clupeidae.
AUGAAGAUUAAACUCAGCUCUGCACUGCUGGCUCUGCUGUCCAUCAGUCUGGCGGCUAGCCAGUCAAUAGUACACAACUGCAAGGAGGUCACUUUGAGGAACGUGCAGCAGAUUGAUGCAGGAGCAGGUCAGGUGAUAGCUGUGGACCGCAGCCGACGAGUCUUCCACCUGCACGGCUCCAGCUGGCUCUACAUGAAUAACUAUAUGCAGCAUGCAAGUGUAGGGCCAACGGGGAUUUGGGGAGUUGAUCGCCAAGGCUACAUCAACAAGGUUGUGGCAGGAAAAUGGACAAGGACAAGUGUAAACCAGAUGCGGCAAGUGGAUGCAGGAGGGGACCAAUUUGUGGCUGCGACUGGAAUUCUGGACCAACAAAUGGUGACUGCAGUUCUUAGAGGAAGUGCCAUUUGUGUGAAUCGUACCUCUGCUGUGGGCUUCAUGACGCCAGGAAAUUCUGUGUCCACAUUUUGGAUCACAGCAGGGUAUCUCAAGUACUACAGCUGUGGCCCUAAUAGUUGCUGGGCAGUUAACAACAAAGAUGAAGUCUUUGUCACUAAGAGGGUGGAUCCAAGAACCUGUAAGGGCAGUAAUGUCCUGAGUAAGGUGGCUGGAACUUUGUCUAUGGUGGAGGUGGCUACAGAUGGCUCUGUAUAUGGGGUGAACAGCAAAGGUCAAAUCCUUCGCAGAAAUGGCAUUUCCAUCCAGAGGCCUAAGGGAACCAGCUGGAUCAAGAUUGAUGUGUGCCUACCAGCUAGACAUGUCAGCUACGACUUGGGCAGACUGUGGGUGGUCACCAAGACUGGGAUUGCUCUGGAGUGUCUCAUAUAGUCACUCGAUGUGUCCACAGCAGUUCACUAUAAAUGCAGUCUCUAUCUUUUCCAAGAGUUUCAGUGCAGUCUGCAAAUGUUUGAGAUGAUUUCUUUGAAAUGACAGAAAACAGAAAUGUACGUCUUCUUUGUGUAAAAUCCUUAACUUCUUGUUACUUUUUUCUUUGCACAAAAUUCUCA